Moneuplotes crassus is the source of this 900-nucleotide messenger RNA. The record is from the annotation of a GenBank genome assembly. Lineage: Eukaryota; Ciliophora; Spirotrichea; Euplotida; Euplotidae.
UUUCCUGGCUAUUGGCUCCAAGGCUAGCCCAGAGAUUGUACUUUAUAUUUUUGAUAGUAUAUUUUUCUCAAAACUAUGUAGAGCAAAAUAAUUAGCAAUUUUCAGAUAUCCAUGAAUUAAUAAAAAGCUUACAGAAAUGAACUCUGAGAAAUUCUGAUUGUUGCUAACUAAAAGAGCACAGGAUGUAAGAAACCUCAAGUUUAAAGCUGUCUAGAAUCUGUGUAUGUUUUAUUUAUCUUUAACAGAGAAUAAGUCAAACUGCACGCAUUCAUCAUUUUGGAAAUUUAUUUUAUCAAAAUUAGUAAUAUUUAGAACUUUGAUAUCGAUGUAUCUCUUAACUCAAAAGUCACAAUUCUUGAGAAACUCAGUUGCUGAUCAUAUAAUGAGACUGAGCCUCUUGUCAAGAGCGUUAGGUGGGCAAGUCAUUCUUGAAGCCCAGAUAUGCUCUUUUAGUGACUGUUCAAGGAUCAUAUGAACAAUGAUUGUUAUAGCCAGGAAUUAAAGGGAUUUUGUCUAAAAAUUAACCAGAGCAUAAAAUUUUAAAGUAUGGGGAUUACAUUAUCAAAUUUUCUCCUAAAUUGAGAAGAUGUACUUUUCAAAAACAAUAAUAUUCUGAUAUAGCUUCUUCUGUUUAGAAAGCAUAUUUGUAUUUGAAGAUGGUCAGGGUGUUGCUAGGGGAGAUUAUUAGGUCUUGGGUUGUGCGUAUGAACAUAGUUCUGUCUAGCCACAAACAGAGCAGAAUUUAGCAGAAGGCAAGAUUUAACAGAAGACUAAAAUGGAGCUGGGGCUCAGGAUGAGCUCCAUUUCCCUAGUAGCAAAUUCUGACCUCCAACUUCUUUCUUUUUGAGAAAUCUCCAAAUAAUCACUGAGUCUCCUUCAUCCUUUUCACACCCUCCUCCU